Molecule: messenger RNA, 759 nt
Organism: Racocetra persica
Lineage: Eukaryota; Fungi; Glomeromycota; Glomeromycetes; Diversisporales; Gigasporaceae
Source: the annotation of a GenBank genome assembly
AAUCUACAACUAUCGAGGAAUUUAAAAAAUCUAUUUAUAAUAUAUACAAAACACCUACUCUGGAAAACCCAGCAGUGAUUUUGCGAUCGUUAGUAUCAAAAAGUAGCUUUAAGUUCACCGUAUUUAUUGAAACACCCUCAAAGCUAUUUAACAAGUGGAUAUUUCCAAAGAUGUAUCAACUCUAUGAACUUAGCGAGGAUCCAAAUCAAGACAUUGAUGUGUACUCUGUUUUUUUGUGUGGUUCUGUGGACCUAAAAUGCAAAAAGUUCCAAGAUGUGGUUAAAUAUUUAAUAGCUGAAUUGGAACUUCGACAAAAAACUACUCCACUUAACAUGUCAUAUGAAGCAACGAAAUCUAUCUAUUCUUAUUGUUAUCUUGCUAGCAGAAUAUCAGUCUACGAAAAUAAUUUCAAAAUCGUACCGGAAAAGCUUGUCAUGAGACAUAAUGGGCAGGGAAAUCUCGAUUAUGCGAUAGAGUGUCUUACAACUAAUAGGAUCAUUGGUUUAGUUGAAAUAGAAUCAUCCUUGACAUGCCAAAAGUGCAAAGCAAACGAAAUAAAUGAUGAAUGCGGUUUGGAUAAAGCUAUCGUUCAAGCUAUUAGAACCAGUAACCGUUGUAUAUAUAAGGAUAAAAAUAUGCAAAUGAAAGUAGAAAGAGUUCUAAGUCAUAUUAUAUGGUUGUUGAAGGAGGCACUGAAGCCGGUGGAAGCCUCACCUAAUAGAGAGCAAUCGAGAGUGCUAAAAAAGCAAAAGUCAUCAU